AGACUCCUCGGCCCGACACGAUCCUGCAGCCCGGCCCUGUGCCAGGCGCCCACCGCCGCCCCCUUGGGCCGUUCCCCGUGUUCCCCGGCGCUGUCCGGGCCCUGGGGAGUGCCGGGCGCAGGCUGCUCUCUUCUGGGCCAUUCUUUCCCAGCCCCCUCCUCCCUUCCGUUUCCGUGGCCGUGUGGCCGGCUGAGGCAGCGGCCUGCACUGGGCAGGGGGGCGGGCAGGCGUCGGGGGCUCCCGCCCGCCCCUUCCCCUCAGCCGGCCCGCCCCGGGGCCGGGGCCAACUGAAACCGCAGGAGGAGGAAACGCGGAAUCAGGAACUGGCCCCGGGUGGUGCGGGCCUGAGUCUGAGUCGGUCCUCGGCGGCCCCAGGAUCAGCUGCCCACGCGGGUAACUCCUGCCCCGAGGCCCAGGAGGCAGCGGCGGCGGGCACGGGGAGCGGGGUCAGCAGGCAGCGGGCAGGGGCCCGGCAGGCGAUCAGAGAGCGGGACACGGGACCAGGACCACAAUAUGGGCUUCUCUUCGGAGCUGUGCAGUCCCCAGGGCCACGGGGCAGUGCAGCAGAUGCAGGAGGCCGAGCUUCGGCUGCUGGAGGGCAUGAGGAAGUGGAUGGCCCAGCGGGUCAAGAGUGACAGAGAAUAUGCUGGGCUGCUGCACCACAUGUCACUGCAGGACAGCGGGGGCCAGAGCCGGGGCAUCAGCCCCCAGAGCCCCAUCAGUCAGGCCUGGGCAGAGAUCACCAGCCAGACGGAGGGCCUGAGCCGGUUGCUGAGGCAGCACGCAGAAGAUCUGAACUCGGGGCCGCUGAGCAAGCUGAGCCUGUUGAUCCGGGAGCGGCAGCAGCUGCGCAAGACUUACAACGAGCAGUGGCAGCAGCUCCAGCAGGAGCUCACCAAGACCCACAGCCAGGACAUUGAGAAGCUGAAGAGCCAGUACCGAGCCCUGGCACGGGACAGUGCCCAGGCCCGACGCAAGUACCAGGAGGCCAGCAAAGACAAAGACCGUGACAAAGCCAAGGACAAGUACGUGCGCAGCUUGUGGAAGCUCUUCGCUCACCACAACCGCUAUGUGCUGGGCGUGCGGGCCGCACAGCUACACCACCAGCACCACCACCGGCUCAUGCUGCCUGGCCUGCUCCAGUCCCUGCAGGACCUGCACCAGGAGAUGGCGUGCAUCUUGAAGGAGAUCCUGCAGGAAUACCUGGAGAUUAGCAGCCUGGUGCAGGACGAGGUGGUGGCCAUUCACCAGGAGAUGGCUGCAGCGGUUGCCCACAUCCAGCCCGAGGCCGAGUACCAAGGCUUCCUGCACCAGUAUGGGUCCACACCUGACGUCCCACCCUGUGUCACCUUUGAUGAGUCGCUGCUUGAGGAGGCUGAACUGCUGGAGCCCGGAGAGCUGCAGCUGAACGAGCUGACUGUGGAAAGCGUGCAGCACACGCUGACCUCAGUGACAGAAGAACUGGCCGUGGCCACUGAGACAGUGCUCAGCCGGCAGGAGGUGGUCACUCAGCUGCAGCACGAGCUCUGGACUGAGGAGCAGACCACCCACCCCCGGGAGCGGGUGCAGCUGCUGGGCAAGAAGCAGGUGCUGCAGGAGGCACUGCAGGGGCUGCAGGUAGCGCUGUGCAGCCAGGCCAAGCUGCAGGCCCAGCAGGAGCUGCUGCAGGCCAAGCUGGAGCAGCUGGGCCCCGGUGAGCCCCUGCCCGUGCUGCUGCUGCAGGACGACCGCCACUCCACCUCGUCCUCGGAGCAGGAGCGAGAAGGGGGAAGGACACCCACCCUGGAGAUCCUUAAGAGCCACAUCUCAGGAAUCUUCCGCCCCAAGUUCUCGCUCCCCCCACCGCUGCAGCUCGUUCCAGAGGUGCAGAAGCCCCUGCAUGAGCAGCUGUGGUACCAUGGAGCCAUCCCGCGGGCAGAGGUGGCUGAGCUGCUGACACAUUCUGGGGACUUCGUGGUCCGGGAGAGCCAGGGCAAGCAGGAGUACGUGCUGUCUGUGCUGUGGGACGGCCAGCCUCGACACUUCAUCAUCCAGUGUGCUGAUAACCUCUACCGACUGGAAGGAGAUGGCUUUCCCAGCAUCCCCUUGCUCGUAGACCACCUGUUGCGCUCCCAGCAGCCCCUCACCAAGAAGAGCGGUAUCAUCCUGAACAGGGCUGUGCCCAAGGACAAGUGGGCACUAAGCCACGAGGACCUGGUGUUGGGUGAGCAGAUUGGGCAGGGGAACUUUGGCGAAGUAUUCAGCGGACGCCUGAGAGCAGACAACACCCUGGUGGCCGUGAAAUCUUGCCGCGAGACGCUCCCACCCGACCUCAAGGCCAAGUUUCUGCAGGAAGCGAGAAUUCUGAAGCAGUACAGCCACCCCAACAUCGUGCGUCUCAUCGGCGUCUGCACCCAGAAGCAGCCCAUCUACAUCGUAAUGGAGCUUGUGCAGGGGGGCGACUUCCUGACCUUCCUCCGGACAGAGGGAGCCCGCCUGAGGGUGAAGACUCUGCUGCAGAUGGUAGGGGACGCGGCUGCGGGCAUGGAGUAUCUGGAGAGCAAGUGCUGCAUCCACCGGGACCUGGCCGCUCGGAACUGCCUAGUGACAGAGAAGAAUGUCCUGAAGAUCAGUGACUUUGGGAUGUCCCGGGAGGAAGCCGACGGGAUCUACGCAGCCUCGGGGGGUCUCAGACAAGUUCCCGUGAAGUGGACCGCACCGGAGGCCCUGAACUACGGCCGCUACUCCUCUGAGAGCGACGUGUGGAGCUUUGGCAUCUUGCUCUGGGAGACUUUCAGCCUGGGGGCCUCCCCCUACCCCAACCUCAGCAAUCAGCAGACUCGGGAGUUUGUGGAAAAGGGGGGCCGCCUGCCUUGCCCCGAACUGUGCCCCGAUGCUGUGUUCAGACUCAUGGAGCAGUGCUGGGCCUCCGAGCCCGGGCAGCGACCCAGCUUCAGCACCAUCUACCAGGAGCUGCAGAGCAUCCGAAAGCGGCAUCGGUGAGACUGGGGCCCCACUUCUCAAGCCAGUGGCCUCUGUAGGCAAGAUUAUACCUCCUCACCAGCUCCAGGUCACGCCGCUGGACAGCUCUUCAUCAUCCUGGACUCCAGCCAACGGUAUCUAUGCUGCCGGCAGGGAUGCAGCUCCGUGUCUGCUGUGCCUCCCUGUUCCUGCCAGGGAUUCCUCUUCCAGGCAGAACUAAUAAAAACCAUUUGUGCCCAUCAA
Messenger RNA from Lagenorhynchus albirostris (white-beaked dolphin), 3204 nucleotides. It is a transcript of the gene FES, whose product is annotated as FES proto-oncogene, tyrosine kinase. Gene Ontology annotation, biological process: cell adhesion; peptidyl-tyrosine phosphorylation; chemotaxis. The transcript has 19 exons. The record is from RefSeq and is a predicted model, not a curated record. Gene Ontology annotation, molecular function: non-membrane spanning protein tyrosine kinase activity; ATP binding. The coding region runs from base 514 to 2982 and encodes 822 amino acids. NCBI's taxonomy places the organism in Eukaryota, Metazoa, Chordata, Mammalia, Artiodactyla, Delphinidae.